AUGACUACUUCAUCGAACGUGCCUCCGAGUAAAGAUGAGGGCCCUCCCACCGGAGCAGAGGGUUUCAUCACCGAUGGAUUCCCUGCCCCGGGCCUCACCAGGUCCAGUCGUCACAUCACGGGCCACGACGCCGAGGGCAAGUCCGUCUUCCUCGUCACCGAUUCCGGCUCUCACCACCGCGUCAUGGGCGAGAACCAGGCCGUGGCCACCAUCCUCUACUCGACGAAGGAGACGCCCAUCGAGUGCAAUGACAAUGCGGACAUGAAGUUUGCCCAAGACACCGAGCCUCCGCUGCACUAUCCCAACGGGUCCGUCGUGCGCAUGAUCGACUUCGGCCCGGGUAUCGAGUCGCCCUUGCACCGGGCCAUCUCCGUCGACUACGGUGUGGUCCUGGAGGGUGUCUUCCAGCUGACUCUGGACUCGGGCGAGUCGCGCAUCAUGCGGCAAGGCGAUGUGUGCAUCCAGCGGGCCACUUCCCACAAGUGGAAGAACAUCACUGGCAACGGCACCUUGCCAGGCCGUAUGCUCUGGGUUUUGCUGCCGUGCAACGACAUCUUGGUCGGCGGGGAGAAGGUAGAGGGCUUCCUGGGCCAUCUUGAGAAGGAGUACGAGCGAUGA
Messenger RNA from Colletotrichum karsti, 618 nucleotides. RefSeq lists its product as uncharacterized. The record is from RefSeq and is a predicted model, not a curated record. The transcript has 2 exons. Lineage: Eukaryota; Fungi; Ascomycota; Sordariomycetes; Glomerellales; Glomerellaceae. The coding region runs from base 1 to 618 and encodes 205 amino acids.